AUGCGAAGUCCAUUCUCGUUGGUUACCCUUGGAGCUUUCCUAAGCCUGACCCGUGCCUUGGAUCUCCCCGUUAUCACGCUGCCCUGGGGAAAAUACCAGGCCGAAGUAUUUGCAGACGACGAAGAGAUUCUCCUCUUCAGAAACGUUCGCUUUGGAAAGGAGCCACCUCGUUUCGGUGCACCAUCCUUCCCUAACUGGGAAGACGGUUCUAUCCAGAGCCCAGACCGCAGCACCGCCUGUGUCCAGAUUGAUCCCAAGAAGUUGAGCCACCCGCCUGUGGGUGGCAAUCCCCUUGAAGACCCUCAGAAGUCCCGCACAGCCCAGACAGAAGAUUGCCUGUUCCUCGACAUCUAUGUUCCCAAGUGGGCUUUUGAAGAAAAGGAAACCCUACUCCCUGUCACCGUAUGGAUCUACGGCGGUGGCUACGCAUUCGGCUCAAAGAACCAAGGCGGCCCCCUUUACACCGGCAAAUCUAUCCUCCAAGCAUCCAACUACAACUCCAUCUUCAUCGCUGGCAACUAUAGAGUGGGAGCAUUCGGCUGGCUCGCCGGCGACUACAUGCAGCGAGUUGGACAGCCCAACGCGGGCCUUUACGACCAGGCUCUCCUCCUCGAGUGGGUUCAGAAAUACAUCGAUCAAGCCCAUGGCGACAAAGAGUUCGUCAGCGCCUGGGGUGAGUCGGCGGGAGCAGGUUCAAUCCUGCACCAUCUCGUGCGUGAGGACGGAACGGUUGAUCCCAACUUCCACACUUUUUCUGCCCAGAGCCCCGGGUUCGAGUGGGCCUGGGACAACUCCCCCGGAGGGAAACUCGACACAAUGUUCAGGAACUUCUCCCGGCUUGCUGGAUGUGAGUUUGCCUACGAUAUCGACUGCUUGCGCGAUGCGCCCGUUGCGGAUCUAGCCGAAGCGAACCAGAACCUUUACGACUUGGUUCGCCAGACCGGCCUUUUCCCUGUUGGGCCUGCCAUAGACGGUAAAUGGAUCAAGAACCUCUCACCCAUCUCCUUUUCCGAGGGCAAAUAUUGGAAGAACAUCCGAUCAGGCAUCAUCUCUCACGUUGCGAACGAGGGUUACUUGUUCUCACCCAAAGAUAUGGACAGUGAGACCAAAUACGAUGCAUUCCUCAGCGAGUUUCUGCCUGGUUCGGCCCUGGCCCCCCAGAGAGCCGCAAUCAAGAACCAGUACGACUGCAAGAAGACGUGGCUGGGCAACUACCGACUGUGCGUGGCCGCCAUCAUCGCUCACGCCGUCUUCACCUGCAACACGCGAGACCUGGCCACAGCCUACCCCGACGUCUCCCACAUGAUGGAGUACAACUUUCCCGCUGAGGGGCUUGCAUAUCAUGGCUCGGAUCUCAUCCCCCUGUUUGUGACCAAUGCUACGGAGGCGGAGAAACUCCUGGAGUCGUUGGACAUUGAUAAGAAUCUGAUUGAGAUCAUGGCCGCUCUGAUCGAUACCUCGAUCAGGGGGCCGUUUCAGAAUUAUUUCGCUUCUUUCGCACUUUAUGGUUCCCCUAAUAGCUUGGGCGCGAGGGUACAUUGGCCUACUGUGGGGGACAAUGGCGAUGAGUUCUCAGACGUCUUGAAAGUCGGCCUCGCGUGGGGCUCUUCGUUUACGCUUGGCUCGGAUUCGAAGAACUCCAAGGCCAAGUGCUCGUUCUGGAGUGGCCUGGCCAAGGAGAUUGUGGCCGCAAAGACGACAUAUGGUGAUUCACAUGGCGCCCUGCUGGAGGCACAGUAUCCCAUAAACAGUGGAAAUGAGCUCUAA
Molecule: messenger RNA, 1767 nt
Organism: Clonostachys rhizophaga
Lineage: Eukaryota; Fungi; Ascomycota; Sordariomycetes; Hypocreales; Bionectriaceae
Source: the annotation of a GenBank genome assembly